Protopterus annectens (West African lungfish) is the source of this 5040-nucleotide messenger RNA. RefSeq names its product deubiquitinase DESI2-like. Lineage: Eukaryota; Metazoa; Chordata; Ceratodontiformes; Protopteridae. The record is from RefSeq and is a predicted model, not a curated record. Bases 1914 to 2504 code for a protein of 196 amino acids. Gene Ontology annotation, molecular function: deubiquitinase activity. Gene Ontology annotation, biological process: protein deubiquitination. The transcript is spliced from 7 exons.
UGCUGCUGCUGUCUGCAUCUCAGGCUUGCAAACCUCUUGCGCGUGGAGAAACGAUAGCUGGAGGGGCUGCAAGAGCAGGAUCACCGUAGCCAAAGGACACGGCAUCAUCAUGACCUUAAAUUCGCAUUGCUUGACUAUUACCUUUCUUUUUAUCGUUCACCCAGCCUUGUUCCAAUCAUUUCGAUGACUGGAGUAGAAAGAGUUUAGAGGAAGGAUAAAACAAUAUCUGCACUUGCAAUGGAAGUGAAAUUGUAAGGGAGAAGGACUCAAUUAUUCUAUGCAAGAUAAGCAAUUUUAAAUAGCAGUGUGGUGUAUAGACCGUUAUCUUCUAUAUUAUAUUUUUAGAAACAUUUCAUUUGACAGGGGAUCACCAUGCGGAGUCGGUCCUGCCUUAUUGACGGAAAAAGCCCUACCACUGCUCUUUAAAGCUUUUUAAACAAGUUGGAGAGACUUAAAAGAUUCCUUACAACACCAGCACCCUGUCAGUCUUUCUCUACAGUGCUGCCCUAGGCUUGGGGUGACAACUGAGUUAUUAACUGCGAAAAACAGAAACACUGAUUGGAAUCACAAGCAUCAGAUCUGGUUUCUUGUAAAAGAAGUAUUUCUUCACUUGGCAUGACCUGGAAUCCCACUUAAAAGAAAAAACACGUUUGAGAUGAGAAGACAUUUUGCUGCCUUUUAUAUACCUACAACAUAAGGCAAGAAGUCAUGAUAAUAUACAACAAACUGUGGUACAAUCAUAUGCUAAGUGAGAUUGUUUGGUUAGUAAAUACAUGCUGCUAUUUUAAAAUGCAUCACAAAAGAUGGUAAAUGAUUUCCUUUGAAGCUUACUGCUUUGUGAUAUCACUGGCAGUUUGCGGAGCGUUUGGAUCUAGCAAUGUAACAGGAUCUUUGCAUUUUUCGCUUUGAGUUCAUUGACUGCAAACUGGCAGAUUGCCUGAUUUUCAUUUAUGACUUGAGUAACAGGAUCCCUCUGUUUUGUCAUUAAGCAAGAUCCAUGUUUCAUUAUCAUUACUGACUGGAUUCUGCUCCUUGAAUGAACAAGAUGUGUAGCCUUGAAUAGAUGCUAAUACUGACACAUGAGUUCUGGACUACAAACAACAACAAUAAAAUAAGUGUUUAGGAUUCAUUCUACAAGAUUGUGACCAUGGAACGUUUAAAUCUGAGAUGAUCUCUUUAGUGGAGUUAAAGCCUGUUUCAUCUUUAAAAAAAUUUAAGAAGGCAUACAGAUUUUCCUUCUUUUUUAACUGCCUGGAUAUGAGGAUUGGUUUCUUCCAUCAUCAGAACCCAUAUUUUCAGGGCUCAACUUAAAGUUCAUUGAGAUUUUCUUGGUUGUGCUAUUGUUAGCUAAACAGUUUCCCAACUAAGAUGUUACAUAGUACAGAUCAUGUAACAUUUCUAUGAGUAGCUGGACAACUCCUAUGACCUCUGUUCAGAAUCCUAUUGAAAAACUUGGCUGAAUAUCUUCAGCACUUUGACACCUCCCUAUAAACUUGCUUACCACUUGGAUUUUGACUUAAUAUUCUGCAGGCAUAAAGUGACAAAAGUUGCAACUUGAUGGCUGAGCCAAGUUGAGUUGAUUAUUUUCUCCUCCAUUUUGAAUUUUCAAAUCCACUGGUCAGAAAUGAUCAUGUUAAGAUUCCAAGGAUUCCAACACAAGCAGCUUUAUGACUAAAGAGCUUAUGUGCCAAUAUCAGUACAUAAAGUUCUGUUCUGAAAUUUUUCCCUUAAACUUGGAACAAGACAGAUUGGGCAUUUAUUUUCUAAGUCUGAUGAGACUGCAAAUGUGAAAACACUCUGUUUUUAAGUUACUCGGGAUGUAAUACCAUUCUGAAGAUGGGCAGACUGUUAGUGUGAAAGAGAAAACAUUUCUGGAGAAUUUACAGAAUAAUUCUGUUGAAACUGCAGUAGCAAUGGCAAAUGAACCAGUCAUUUUAAAUGUUUAUGACAUGUACUGGAUAAAUGAGUAUACAUCCACAUUGGGCAUUGGAGUGUUCCAUUCAGGCAUUGAGAUCUAUGGACGAGAAUUUGCCUACGGAGGUCACCCAUAUCCCUUUAGUGGAAUAUUUGAAAUUACGCCUGGGAAUGCCACAGAGCUUGGAGAAACAUUUAAAUUCAAAGAAUCAAUUGCAUUGGGCACAACUGACUUCACUGAGGAAGAUGUGGAUAAGAUUAUGGAAGAGCUCGGGAAGGAAUACAAAGGGAAUGCUUACCAUCUUAUGCACAAGAACUGUAAUCACUUUUCAGCGGCAUUGGCUGAGAUUUUGUGUGGAAAAGAGAUCCCUCGCUGGGUGAAUCGCUUAGCUUACUUCAGUUCGUGCAUCCCCUUCCUGCAGAGCUGUCUCCCCAGAGAGUGGCUCACACCUGCAGCCCUGCAGACCCACAUCAGUCUGGGUCUGCACAAAGAUGACCAGAGUGAUGCGACAGAUGAUGAGUCUCCCUCCACCUCAGCAGGAGCAUCAGCUUCUGGAACUUCACGGACCUGCAGACAUACCAGAGUCUAACUCUGCUCUUCAUUUACAAAAAGACACAGACUUCAAAGUUUCUCUCCAUAACUGCCUUCACAUGCUGCCUAACACUAGUGUUGACACAGUAUGGCUCCAACCCUAAAUGUGAGUUUGACUUUAAGUGGCACAUUGGGAAGGUCAGCUGGACAGCUAUCUACUGGCCAUGUUAAACAUGGAUCGAAGCUUGUUUGAAAUGGGUUUAUUCCUCAGAAGUGGAAUUUCACUGAGCUUCUUAAGUUUGUUCAGUGCAAGCCAGGAUUGUUUCAAUUGGAAGUAAGGUUUAAUAAACUGACUGUACCCAUCAGAGCUCUGGUUACACUGAUAAGAGAGAUGCAUAUUUUCCUAUUGCUUUUAUAGUCACUUUAUGCUACCUCUGUCAUCACGUCUGAAGGUCUGUAUUCGAAGUAACACCAGAUAGCUUCCUUGCUGUAAGGAAAAAGUUGACUUGUGUAUAAUACUGCAGAAGCAGGAAAUGCAUUGUCAGUGUAUCCAGAGUACCAGAGUGGGACCUUCUUGUCUGGCAGCAAUAUGUCAGUAAUCGUGCUGAGAUCAGUUAUGGUGAAAUGACAUCCAUGCGUCUAAAUGUAAAGUACAAUAGCAACAGGCAUUUCAGAACUUUAUGAUGGCAAUGGGGUAUUCCAAGUGAUCUGGAAUAGCAAUGUUAAUAUUCUAGGUUUGUACAUUGUGAUAGCAGUUAUCAAGGGCUCUAAAGGUAAUAUAUGUAGGAACAGCAUAGCACUACAAGGCAUUGGCAAUCCAAAUAUAUCCAUCCCAUGUCUUAGGAUGUGGUCCCCUUAUCUAGGACCUUUUUAUCUCAGAUAUGUUCCUUCAGCUAAGAUUCUUUCUAUAACAGAACACAAGUUUGAGUCUUUUGGUGGCCCAUUUUAAUGACACAGCAGAAGACGUCAAGGUGUUUUGUGCUAUCAGAAGUAUAAUUUUGUUAGAUAGUUUAAUCCCAAAUACGCUCCACCUGACAUAGGAAAAAAAUCUUAGAAUUAAUAACUAUGAAGGGAUGACAUUUAUAAAAUAGCAAAAAUAAAUGAAUAAUGAAAAUUAAAACAUAUUAUACCAGAAUCCAGAUAAAUCAUUAGGAAUGAAUGUCUGCCUCACAUCUAUGAUGCAACAUCCAGAAAGGCUUUACUUGUGAAAUGCAAUCUGCCGUAGAUAUAGAUGCAAAGAAAAACUCAUAGAAAUGGUUGUGAGGUUUGAACAAAAACUAGAAUACCACCUAAAUUAAAAGAAACUGGUAACCUUACAUAUACGUCACCCUGUUGACAACGUUUUCCUUAAAGACCACUCAGUUAAACAUAAUUGACCAAAGCAACACUUUAGCAAAAGACACAUCACCAUGUAUGAACAGCUGCCCCCCCCCACACACACACCCCAUUCAAUAUAUCUAACUAUGAGAAUAAAGCAUCUCACAGAAAAGUAUACCAUACUAUAACUGUGGCUGGAUCUGCCCAGUCUUUCUGAGCUAAAUAUGGUCUUUGGCAAAGCUGACUGAGAUGAAUCAGCUAUAACUGGAUUUCCUAAUUGCCUUGGUAAUGAUUGAGACCCAAAGUACCUGUAAAAGAGAGAAAGAGUGUUAGUAAGGAAAAGUAUGAUGAAAGUAAGGGAGAAUAUUACAAUGAUAGUAAGUGGAACAAAGACAUUCCUCCUCACCUUUGUAUGAAGCUUCUUAUUGCAGCUGUGUCUAGGUAUAGGAUAAUAAGAUACUUUCCAGUCCCUGUACUUGCUAUUUUGUAAUAUUAGUUUUACCCAAAUCUCGGAAACUACAGUGACUAAGAACCAGAGUUGUAAUUCUGGAGCCCUGGGUUUGAAUUGUAUGAUUUACCAUAUGCAUAUUGUAUAACCCUUAACAAAUCAUUUAGUUUUCUUGUACUCUUGGUCUCUCCUGAAAUGAGACUGUUGUUGUCAGUGUCAUAACCUAGUCAGCAAACCUAAAGAGAAUUUUCUAUAUCUUUUCAUUAGAAUAUAUUGAUUUAUUUUACCUAGGCAUGCAAGCUCUCUGCUCUAUAGAAACUAAUUAAAGCUUAAAAUUAUAUGUUCAGUUCUAUUGCCUUUGAUGGCGAUCUGUGAUGUACACGCAGGAUGUAAGUAUCUUGCUGUCACUCAAUGCUGUAGUUUAUGCCUUUAGUACUUCAUUCCAGUGCGGGGGAAAUGUUUUGUUGUUAUACAUUACAAAGACAAACUUGUGAGCAUUGUUAGCACUUCCUCUGAUCUAUGUAAAUUGGUACUAUUUAUUUAUUUUUUGUAUUUCAGGAUGGAAAUGUAGAUGAUACUGAGGAUACGUAAAUAUUUUCCAUCUUUCCCUUAAAAAUUCUAGAUGGCUUAGGGAUUUUUGUAAAAUAUAACUCACUAAACCAUGUCUGCAGAAGGAGUAUUUCUCAAAUCUACCCUUCCUCAUACACAACAGCAAAACCAAAUUAUUCCCUUUUUCGAAGACCUGCCACUCUGCGUGGGUGAACACCACAUUGGCAACCUUCAAACACUGGACCCCACCCAGUUUGGGUUUGUGAAGGGCCGAUCUUGU